Messenger RNA from Drosophila eugracilis, 495 nucleotides. RefSeq lists its product as uncharacterized. The record is from RefSeq and is a predicted model, not a curated record. The annotation marks the transcript as partial. Lineage: Eukaryota; Metazoa; Arthropoda; Insecta; Diptera; Drosophilidae. The transcript has a single exon.
AAAUAUUUACUUUUUCCCCAGCCAGUUGUUUUUCGAAAGGGAAACAUAAAUAUUAUUUUUGAAUCCCUGGCAACUGAUUGCGAUCACGAAUAUGUGGAUUACUUUUAUAAGGUUCCCAAUUCGAGCUAUCUUUAUACCUUUCGGGUGGUAAAGCAAGUCUCUGUCUUUACGAUUGAUGUCAUCAUCAAAAUGGUAAAAUCGAAAACCAUUUUCUAUAAGGCAGAAAACAUAAAGGGCUGUGAUUUUCUCAACAAUCCUUUGCUCUUCAAGUUAUUCGGUGAAAGUUACAAGCAUUUGGUGGUCAAUGGAAGUUUCUUCAAGUGUCCCAUACAGCCGAAGGUUUACUAUUUGAAAUAUGAGGCUGCGAAGACAGUCGUUCCCCGUAUUCAUCCGCCUGGUCACUUUCAGGUUUCAAUGAGGGUUAAAGUGGCAGAAAGUUCGCAUCCUUAUGUUAUGGAAAUGUUGUGGAAAUAUAAGAUUCGUCAUAUCAAAUAA